This is a messenger RNA of Austrofundulus limnaeus, 471 nucleotides long. RefSeq names its product protein ripply2. The record is from RefSeq and is a predicted model, not a curated record. The transcript has 3 exons. Gene Ontology annotation, cellular component: nucleus. Gene Ontology annotation, biological process: embryonic pattern specification; negative regulation of transcription by RNA polymerase II. Lineage: Eukaryota; Metazoa; Chordata; Actinopteri; Cyprinodontiformes; Rivulidae. Bases 1 to 336 code for a protein of 111 amino acids.
AUGGAGCGCAACCAACCCAGCAGCGGCGCGCUUUCUGCCGGACACAACCAGCAGUCCGGUUUCUGGAGACCUUGGGACAAAACGGAGGGCGAACCCCCACAGAGGACGGCUCCUUCUUUGCGCGCGGACCUUUACGCGCAACCCAAAACUCAACAACUCCUCCAUCCUGUGAAGUUGUUCUGGCCCAAAUCCAGAUGUUUCGACUAUCUGUACCGGGAUGCAGAAGCGCUCCUGCGCAGCUAUCCGAUCCAAGCGACCAUCUGUCCUCAUGARGACUCCAGCGUCGAUGAAGAAAGCGAGGAUGAGGAGGAAGAGGCAGAACAAAAGCAGGAUUAAAACUCGCAAACUAACACCUCCGUAUUUAUACCUGACUUAAUUUAUUCCUGUAAAUAACUAACAUGUACAGAAAAGUCCUGAUGCAUCUCAGUUAUCAGGUAAAAAAUCAAAAAGAAAAAAAAAAUUGUAUAGGUC